AUGGUAAUGAUGCGCUACGUGCUGUGUAUCCUCGCUCUCCUGCUCUCAUGUGCGUGUGUGCACGUCCUCGCUGAAGAAGUGCCUGCCGCCGAUCUUUCCGACCAAGUCCCUGAUACGGAGAGUGAGACAAAGAUUCUUCUUCAAGGUACUCCUGUUGCUCAACUUACUCAUUGCGCUAAUGGUGGUACUAAAUGUGAUAAAGCUGACUCGAGACGUCAGGAAACACAUGGACUUGGUGAUGCUCCUGGUUCUCAGUGCCCUGCUGGUACUGGUGGUACACCUGGUAAUUGUACUCUCCCUUCUUUGGAACCUGGACGGGUUGUCGGUGCUUCGGAGUGCCCUCCAAAUACUCUUCGUACUCCUGAAGGUACAUGUACCACUCCUAAUGGUCAACAUCCAGCAACACCAUCUCCAUCACUACAACCAGUACUACCACCACAACAACAAGUAAAACAACAAGGAGGACAUCAAGAUCAACAUCAGGAAACUAAAACAGAUGGAGCACAUAACGUUGCUCAUUCUGAUGUGCAAGCAGACCAAAAUCGUGUGAGCACAGGGGGUAACAGUGUACCAGCAGGAAGUGGAGGCCCAGGGAAUACGUCAUCCACAGCAGGUAAUGUAGACCCACAGAACCCACAACAAAACACUACAGAAGGACAGGCAACUACAACACCAACUGAAGACACAACCUCAUCUGGAGAAGGUGGUUCCAACAAUACCAGCUCACAAACUCAAUCGGAAAAUGCAAAUGAAGGUGGUGACAGUAAUUCCAGUAAUCAGACUACUGCAUCUGCAGAUACAACUGGAACAGAAGGUUCACAAGAAAAUGGCAAUGCUGAUUCAACCACCACCACCACCACCACAACAACAACCACACUUCCUCCUGAACUCACAAACAACAAGAAGGGUGAUGCAGACAGCAGCAGCAGUAUCAGCAGUUCUGUGUGGGUGCGUGUACCACUACUGAUUGUGGUUACACUG
Messenger RNA from Trypanosoma theileri, 981 nucleotides. RefSeq lists its product as uncharacterized. The annotation marks the transcript as partial. The record is from RefSeq and is a predicted model, not a curated record. NCBI's taxonomy places the organism in Eukaryota, Euglenozoa, Kinetoplastea, Trypanosomatida, Trypanosomatidae. The transcript has a single exon.